CAAAUGAUAUACACUUCCUUGUUCUAUAGCCAUCAUUUCACUUAUGCAUUUGUAACAUUAACAUUUUUACUUGCUGUUCAAAGUUAUUUGUUUCAUUGUAUUUAAAUGCAAAAAGAAAAAUGAUACGGCAUUAUAAUGCUAGCAUUGUUCUUUUGGUUUGUGUAAGUAUUUGUUUGGCAAAUAAUAUGUCAGCCAAUAAAUGUGAAGAAGGUUGGUUUGGACCUGAAUGUCGAUACAAAUGUCGCUGUCAAGAAUCAUGUACCUCUGAAGGUGAAUGUCUUGGUCUUUGCAACGUUGGUUGGUUUGGUUACAAGUGUCAAUAUCGUCUUAUUCAUUACAAGGUAAAAACCUAUCAAUCCCAAAUUGAUCUCACAACUAUAUUAAAUGACAAUAAUGAGACAACGUGCAUUGGAAUCGAGGCUGAACCGAUUUGUAUAAAUUUAACUCGUAUAUAUUAUAACCCAUGGAUUCGAUUGUUUAUACAGAAACCAGAUUUAUUAUACGAUUUAGAAAUCUCUUUUCUGGACAAUAACUCAGUAACUGUAAAUGCAGCAUCAGUGGAAAGAAUUUUAUUCCAAGAUAAUGUUGUAGACAUUCACAUUUCGGUAGAUGAUUAUUUUAUAAACUACAUUAUACUUGAGGGUAAAGCAAUCCAACGACUUUGCUCUCUUUGGGUCAUUGAAGGUCAGAAUGUGGCGACAAAACAGAAUGUCCAUUAUAGUAAUUCAAGUAUAAGUCAAAUUGACACAAACCUACCACAGUAUCCUCAAGCUUCAGAUGGAGUUUAUACCUGUAACGAAAAUGACACAAGAAAUGCUGCGGCUUACUGGGAGAUUGUAUUGAUCUCUUCAUUUAUUCUCAAGCAGUAUUAUUUUUAUUUUAAUGAUGUUCUUGGGGAAACAAGAUAUCUCACGCUUCAAAGAUUCAACAACUACAGACACAUAUACGACACAUUCAAUUAUUUUCAUGUGAAUUACUAUUAUAGCUAUUAUGGUGUUGUUACAAGGACUGAUACACUAACAAAAGCGUUUACUUUCUUAGUGACCAACGCAUCUACCUAUAAAAACCUUGCACUUUUACUCUGUGAAGUAGAAGCUAUCACCGAAUGUAGAGAAGGAACCUGGGGUGUACAGUGUACAAACACUUGUAAUGAAAAAUGCCCAGACUUGUGCCGUUUUGAUGAUGGACUGUGCAGUAAUGGUUGCUUUGGAUAUAGUGACCCACCCAAGUGUACACAAGAAUGUGAACCAGGAACCUGGGGUUUAAACUGCACUAAGACAUGCAGCAAUCAAUGUUUUCUUUCAUUGUGUGACAGUGUAACUGGAGUCUGUGAUUUUUUUGAUUACAUUGAUCUCCCGCAUUACACUUCAGGUAGGAUCCUGCAAACCAUGAUGUUUUUAUUGGUCUUUUAUUUAUGUAGUAAUUUACGUUCAAUAUAGUGCAUUUGUUUAUUAUCAAAAGUCCAUUGACUUACUUCGUUCUUGUGUUGUGACUGUUUGCAUUAUCAAAUCCUUCCACUUGUCCUUAACAAUGAGGCUUCGGCCCAUUCUGACAUGUCCAGCCAUAUUUUCUUUUAACCACAAUUUCUUUAUUUUCCCCUUGUUUAUUUGUCUUUAGAAUAUUUGAAAAAAGAUGGCGUGUAAUUAAAUAUCAAAGUAAGCUCAUUACACAUUUAAUUUAAAUUAAAGUUUAAAGUAAGAUGAUGAAUUAUAUUUUUUGUCCUUAAAAUAAAAAAAAAAACCUGCUAAAACCCGAGGACUACGACCGAUUCCCAAUUUAAAUGAAAUUAAUAGUGAUUAUUAUUCUUUGGCUGAUAAAAUGGCGGUAAUCCCAGGUCAAUACCCGAUUAUGCAUAUACAAGACUAUUUAGUGAAGAGUGUCUUUAUAACGCUUGUAUGGACUUCACUGGGAGCGCUUUUCCCCGUACACAAAACUGAAAGUCUACAGUGCUGUAGUUCUCAGGUCAUUUUUAUAUGCAUCAGAGUCCUGGACCCUAUAGAUACGCCACACCAAAAAGUUAAACUUCUUCAACUUCGAUGGGCGGGACAUGUAGUCCCAUGUCAGUGCUAUUCUAUGUUCUGGAGGAAUAUCAUCUGGCUUCGUUGUGACGAUACUUUCAGUAGGCACUGCCUCCCUCUUCUGAGUGACAUUUUAUUACUAUGACAGCUGCUUCAUUAUGAGUAUUACUCCUCGGCUUUGGAGUCGGAUAUUUCGGUGCUAAAAUGUUUUGGCUAUACACAUCUUCCUUCAUUGUGUGUUUUGAGAAAUGUUUCAACUUAGGUGUCUCUUUGUUUUGUAAGUAUGACUGUUUAAA
Molecule: messenger RNA, 2314 nt
Organism: Biomphalaria glabrata
Lineage: Eukaryota; Metazoa; Mollusca; Gastropoda; Planorbidae
Exons: 8
Coding region: 120-1439 (439 amino acids)
Molecular function (GO): scavenger receptor activity
Source: RefSeq, a predicted model, not a curated record